Pleurotus ostreatus (oyster mushroom) is the source of this 1290-nucleotide messenger RNA. RefSeq lists its product as uncharacterized. The record is from RefSeq and is a predicted model, not a curated record. The coding region runs from base 1 to 1290 and encodes 429 amino acids. The transcript is spliced from 2 exons. NCBI's taxonomy places the organism in Eukaryota, Fungi, Basidiomycota, Agaricomycetes, Agaricales, Pleurotaceae.
AUGUCUAUCACUGCGCCACAAAACGAUGAAUCCGUCCAAGACUCCCAUCCUUCAAUCUGCCCAAAGCGACUUCCCAUCGAGCUUAUCGAUUGUAUCAUUACCGAAGCCGCCAAAUCUUGGCGUAAUUAUUUGAAGGUAUAUUCCCGUGUCUGCUGGGAAUGGAAUCACAUUUGCCGCCCCCGAUUGUUCCGUUCAAUACGCGUGCGCCUCUGGGACAUCGACAAACUUUCCUUUCUUCAUUUCACCGCACCGCAUCUUUGCAAAUAUCCUCAGCGCCUCUACGUCGACUGUGGGGAUGAAGACCCCAACAAGCCAGCACCUUCUUGGCAGGCAGACGCUCUCGGCCAAUUCACGAAUGUGUCCUCACUGACACUUCACACUGCGAGAACGGACGUCCUGCCAGAGGCUCGUGUGCCCGCGAUCAUGCGCUUGCUCGCCAAAGCACCUGUUCGUCAGCUCACCUUCUCGUUCUGGGGCUUUUUGGAAGGCGGCGAGGAUCUACUCCAUGCCCUCUCAGCUUGUUCGUCCACGCUGGAGGAGCUCACAUUCGAGACAUGUCACAUCCAGCGCGGCUCCGCCUACCUUUGCAGGGCGUUGACGGAGCCAGUAAACUUUGGACUCCCCCCGGUUGUCCGCUUGACUGCGCUGCGCUCGCUCGAACAAUCGAGUGGAUGGCAACAUCACCCGCAAAUGCAUCGCCUCGAGAUGCCAAACCUCCGUUCACUGUUUUGCGAUUACGUAGAUGGCGACCCUUUCCACCACAUAUGGGCGACGAUUCCGGGCUCCAUCUCGGAGCUUACUCUGCAAAUUCCGGUCGAGGCGACGUCGGCUGUCCCCACCUUCAGCGAGUAUGUCAGGCCCUCUGUGUUGACGAUCAGACUAGCCUAUAGGUACCAAAACGAGCCAUCAUUCGCGCCGCUCAUGGAAUGGCUCACGGACUGCCUUGACCGCCCGCCAUUUCUGGACAACCUUCGUCUCUUGCACAUCAGCAUGUUCAUCACACCGGAGCUGAAUGAAGAUACAACGGACGAACCCUGUUAUCCGACCUACGAGGACUACCGCAGAUUGUAUCGCAUUUUACGGCCGCUGCGGGAUGGUGCACUGCGGCGCGUCAGUCUCGCGCUGCCACUGUACUCAGACAUGGACGGGCGACCAGAGGCAUACUCUGUGGAGAGGACGGGGUUGGAGGUGGCGAAGCUCAAGGAAGUGUUUGGCCCGUUGUCGGAAGGCCGGGUGUCUGUUGAUGUCACGAUCACUCAGAAGAGUAUACGGUACCUAACGUUGUUUUAA